AUGUUUAGAGUAGUAAGGCAAUUUUCUUUCUCCGGUAAUGUAAUAAUUUCGGAAAAUAAAAACGUAAAAAGUAUUCAGCCAUCGAAUUCUCUGCUUCUUUUGUACAUAGUAGGUCAAAAUAGAAUUAAAUUUGAAUAUCAAAUACUACAUCCCAACAGAUUACGUACAGUACGGAUGUAUAAGGUAGUUUUUAUUUUAUUUAGUCAAAUUUAA
Parnassius mnemosyne (clouded apollo) is the source of this 213-nucleotide messenger RNA. NCBI's taxonomy places the organism in Eukaryota, Metazoa, Arthropoda, Insecta, Lepidoptera, Papilionidae. The record is from the annotation of a GenBank genome assembly.